AUGGCCUCCGAACCUUCCGAAGAAGCCAUCGCCGAGUUCAUCAGUUUCACUAGCGCGACGCGCCCACAGGCGCUGACUUUGCGCUUUUUCGAGAUGCAGGCACAUGAUGGUAGCUCACAAAAAGCUAUCAACGCGUUCUUUGAAGACCCGACGGGCCCUCAUCUAUCAAAUACAUCGAGUUGGCAAAACGAAAGUGAACUGACACCGUUUGGAUUCGGCGACCAAGAACAAGGCCCACGAAUGCCCGCCACCGCCCCUCCCACACGCCCGCCGUCAAGGGUAAACAUGCACGAUACAACCAAAGGUCCCGGUGAUGAAGGACAAUCUGCGACCAACGCGUCGGGGCAAUCAGCAACAACUUUGAAUCGACAAGAAGUGAGGAGUCUAGCAGACCGCGAGCAGCAAGAAUUACAACAGGCAGUGGCCAUGUCCCUCAACCAGGGCAUGGGAACACAAGAAACAGGAGUUACGGCAGCCGCCUCGAACAGCCCGCCUCACUUCGGAAAAGCCACGCGUGAUCAUUACGACCAAGGUGCCUGGGCUAUGACUCUGUUCAACGAAUCAUCCCAAGAAGUUAUCAACGGCCCAGACCCGGAGGACCGCAAGAAAGUAGCCGGCCAGCCGGCAUUCAUCCGACCGACGCAGAGCAAUCUUUAUCUAGGGGGAUUUCUCACCAUUCUCCACGAAAUUCCUCAGGCGCGGGAAGCAUUAUUGCUGAGGAACAAACUCCUUUUCGACUAUGGACAAGAUGCACAUUGGUGGAACGGACAACCAAUCAACUUGCCGAAGAUCGUCACUGUCCACGAAGGAAGUGAAGAUAGUGACUGGGAAGACACUAUCCAUGAAACCCAACGGCUUAUGGCUUUCCUAGAUUCUACACAACGCGCUUUUGGAAGUAGCGAUGCACUCGCCGGUCUCAAACAAAUGAACUGGUACUCUUCAGACUCAGAAGAGAUAGUGGCACGGUUCCUCGAGACAUGGCAUUCUGCAGCAAUUCGAGCAGACCCCAAUAACCCACUGGUCACAUCUUUCAUGUCACAUGCAUACAAAAGAUCCCCCUUUGAUGACGGCGACGAACCGAUCUCAAAAGAGCUCUUUGUCUUUGAGCCUGUUGUUGAGCAGGAGCAUGGACAAACUCUCUACGAUGUUUUAGACACGGCCAUCUGGAGUGACAAACCUGGGGAAGAUCUCGACGAUGUAUGGCUUGAGCACGUUGGAGAUAUUCUAGUCAUGAAACUUGAUUCAUUUGAGCACGCAAAGUCAGUGGACGUGACAGUCCCUGCCGUGUUUUAUCCCGACCGUUAUUUGAGCACUUGCCAAGACCUCACGCGAGAAUUACGCACUCAAAGGCUUCAGGCCCAGGAAGUCGUAUCCAAAAUUGAAGAACGGAUCAAGCAUUAUACUACCGUACCGAACAACGAUGUUGGCAGUCUCACAAGAAAAAAAGUCCUUGAAAAGGCUGCUGAUGCGAUACCUGUCGCCUUAAAGGCAGCCCUCAAUGGUCCCCCGGAUGACCCGGCAACCAAGGCGGCACGGGAGAGAGCAGAGGGGAUGCAGCAAGAGCUGCGAAGGAUCGCUACAAGGAUAGGCGAGAAGCUUCAAGGGCUCGAGAUUCGCAAGCAGAACGCACUAGAAGCCAUGCAUAAAUACUCCAGAAUGCUCACAGAACCAUCGGAAGAUCCAUCUCAGCCGCCUUCACACAAAUACACACUCCGUGGUGUUUGCACCGAACCGCAUGUAACUUACGUUCUGAAGCGCCACGGGGCUGAUGACCAGAGAGAUGCCAUGCAUACUGAUGGAGAAGAGGAUGGGUUCCAAUGGUGGCGUAUCAGCUUUUCCGCCGAGGAUGGCAAGGCUCAACAAUCCGAGAAGAGAGAAGCCCAGGGCGACAAGACAACUGCAUCGGAUGGCGAUGUCAUGGGCUACACUACUCGAAAAGUAACGGAGACUGAAGUCCUUCAAGCCGCCCGGGAGGAAUGGAGAUCAGUCCUGCUGGUCUAUGCCAGUGACGCAGCUCUUCAAAUCAACACAGACCCGGCACCUUUGCAGCUCCAGGCUUUUGUGAGCAAAGAUAAUGACGCAUUUGCGGCCGAAUGCACCCAAGCUACUACCAAUGCAGACAAUAAGAACUCUGAGUGGAAUCCAGCUUGGAGCCCAAAGACUGUUGAAAAGCAGACAGCAGCAUCAUCUGCGUCGCAGCAGGAUCGGGCCGUGGAUGUAUUUGCUUUUCAAGUACAAGACUUCGAUAGCGAGAAAAGUGCUGGGCAGGAGAUGCAAGAGAAAGUAGGAUCAAGCUCUUUAGCAAAAGGAACGGGACCAGAGAACGUGAGCCAAUCCUUGUCUCAAGCCUUCGAUGACAAUGAGGCGUGGAACCCGGUAGAGAGCGACGACAAUAUGGUCGACCACGUCGAGCACUCUCCCGCCAACUGA
This is a messenger RNA of Penicillium verhagenii, 2430 nucleotides long. Its product is annotated as ubiquitin-associated-like domain-containing protein. The record is from RefSeq and is a predicted model, not a curated record. The transcript is spliced from 7 exons. Gene Ontology annotation, biological process: protein deubiquitination. Lineage: Eukaryota; Fungi; Ascomycota; Eurotiomycetes; Eurotiales; Aspergillaceae. Gene Ontology annotation, cellular component: nucleus; cytosol. The coding region runs from base 1 to 2430 and encodes 809 amino acids.